AUGUCUGGUAUUUCCAGUUACUGUUGUUCAAUACUCAAAAACUGCUGUGAAAACAAAAAUUUAAGCCAAGCUAAGAAGCUCCACUGCAUCAUAAUCAAAACCCUAGAAAACCCAGAAACCUUUUUGCUAAACAACCUUAUAAACAGCUACAUAAAGCUCCACAACGUAGUGUAUGCACGCAAUGUGUUCGAUAAAAUUCCAAAACCAAAUCUUUUCUCAUGGAACACCAUUCUUUCAGCUUAUUCAAAAUCAGGGAAUCUUUCAAAAAUGGAAGAAGUGUUCAAAUUGAUGCCAAAAAAAGAUGGUGUUUCUUGGAAUUUGAUUAUUUCAGGAUAUGCGUCCAGAGGGAUGUCUAAUGAGGCUUUAAAGGCUUAUAAGUUGAUGAUAAGAGAUGGGUUGGGGAGUUUGAAUAGGAUUACAUUCUCUAAGAUGCUUAUAUUGUCGUUGAACAAAGGGUGGAUUGAAUUGGGUAGGCAAGUUCACGGGCAAAUCACGAAAUGUGGUUUUAUGUCUUAUGUGUUUGUGGGGAGUCCUUUAGUAGAUAUGUAUGCAAAGUCAGGGUUGAUAUGUGAUGCAAAACAGGUUUUUGAUGAGUUACCUGAAAGGAAUCUGGUCAUACAUAACACGAUGAUUAUGGGUUUUUUGAGGUGUGGGAUGGUGGAAGAGGCAGGGCAUUUGUUUAGUCAUAUGACUGAAAAAGAUUCGAUUUCAUGGACCACAAUGAUUACAGGGCUAACACAAAAUUGUCUUGAGAUAGAUGCAAUUGAUUUAUUCCGAAAUAUGAUGUUGGAAGGAUUGGCUGUUGAUCAGUUUACUUUUGGGAGCAUUCUCACUGCUUCUGGAGGUCUUAUAGCACUAAAAGAAGGUAAACAGAUUCAUGCUUUUGCAGUUAAAACCAAUCAUGUUGAUAAUGUUUUCGUCGGCAGUGCUCUUGUUGACAUGUACUCAAAGUGUAGAAGCAUUACGUCUGCAGAGACAGUUUUUAAGAGCAUGCCAUACAAAAAUAUUGUCUCUUGGACUGCAAUGGUUGUGGGGUUUGGCCAGAAUGGGUACAGUGAGAAAGCCAUUCAGAUCUUUUGUGAGAUGCAGAGAAUUGGGAUAGAGCCAGAUGAAUAUACAUUAGGAAGCGUAAUUAGCUCCUGUGGGAACCUAGCUAGCUUGGAAGAGGGAGGCCAGUUUCAUGCUCAAGCACAAGUUUCAGGUGUAAUUUCCUUUACCACUGUUGCUAAUGCACUUGUAACACUCUAUGGUAAGUGUGGAAGUAUAGGAGAUUCUCAUCAGAUGUUUAAUGAAAUGAAGAUUAAGGAUGAAGUUUCUUGGACUGCACUAGUAUCAGGUUAUGCGCAAUUUGGAAAAGCCAAUGAAACAGUGGAUAUAUUUGAGAAAAUGUUGGCCAGCGGACUACAACCAGACAGUGUUACUUUCAUUGGCAUUCUUUCAGCCUGCAGCAGAGCAGGAAUGGUAAAAGAAGGGCAUCACUAUUUUCAAUUAAUGGUUGAGGAAUAUGGAAUAAAGCCAAUGGUUGAUCACUAUACUUGCAUGAUAGAUCUACUUAGCCGUGCCGGGAAGUUAGAAGAAGCUAAAGAUUUUAUACAGAAGAUGCCUUGCAAACCUGACGCAAUUGGCUGGGCUACAUUGCUGAGCUCUUGCAGAUCUCGUGGUAACAUAGAAAUUGGGAAAUGGGCUGCAAAAUAUCUUCAGGAACUAGACCCGGAAAACCCUGCUAGCUAUGUUUUGCUCUCAAGUAUGUAUGCGUCUAGAGGACUAUGGGGUGAGGUUGCUCAAUUAAGAAGAAGAAUGCGAGAUAAGGGUGUCAAAAAGGAGCCAGGGUUUAGUUGGAUUAAAUACAAGAACAAGGUGCAUAUUUUCUCUGCCGAUGACAAGUCCAGUCCAUUUUCAGAUCAAAUAUACAAUGAACUGGAAAAGUUGAAUCUCAAAAUGAUAGAUGAGGGAUAUAUUCCAGACGUGAGUUCAAUACUUCAUGAUAUUGAGGAGUCGGAAAAAAUAAAAAGUCUGAACCACCAUAGUGAGAGGCUUGCUAUUGCUUUUGGUUUGCUUUUUGUCCCUCCUGCCUUACCCAUUAGAGUGGUGAAAAACCUCCGAGUAUGUGGUGACUGCCACAAUGCAACUAAAAUUAUUUCCAAGAUAACCCAGAGGGAAAUCCUUGUUAGAGAUGCUGUACGCUACCAUUUGUUUAAGGAUGGGAAAUGUUCUUGUGGGGAUUUCUGGUGAUGGAUUUUGUAAUGCUUGAAACUCUUGCUGAUGGUACUGCAACUUGGGAAGGGUCAUAAAAGUAAGGCAUGGUAUGGAAUGAAUAUGAAAAAGUUGCUCCUAUGCCAAUCUAGUUGGUUUUUAAUCUUGUG
Messenger RNA from Coffea eugenioides, 2363 nucleotides. Its product is annotated as putative pentatricopeptide repeat-containing protein At1g68930. The record is from RefSeq and is a predicted model, not a curated record. The transcript has a single exon. NCBI's taxonomy places the organism in Eukaryota, Viridiplantae, Streptophyta, Magnoliopsida, Gentianales, Rubiaceae. Bases 1 to 2232 code for a protein of 743 amino acids. Gene Ontology annotation, biological process: RNA modification. Gene Ontology annotation, molecular function: RNA binding; zinc ion binding; protein binding.